AUGAGCACCAAGUUCGUUUUCCUUGCCUUGACGCUGCUCGUCGCUGCCGUCCUGGCUGCUCCUAUCCAGGUGGAUGCCAACUCCAUCAUGGCGAGGGCUCUUGAUGGUGCGAUCGGAUCCUCCGAUGCACAGACUGAUGGUCGGAGUGGAUACGACAUCACCAAGCGAUUCGACGAGGUUGACGAGGCCGCUGGCCGCAGUGGAUACGACAUCACUAAGCGAUCCGAUGUAGUCGACAAGACUGCCGCGGGACGCAGCGGAUACGACAUCACGAAGGCCUAG
This is a messenger RNA of Diaporthe citri, 282 nucleotides long. RefSeq lists its product as uncharacterized. NCBI's taxonomy places the organism in Eukaryota, Fungi, Ascomycota, Sordariomycetes, Diaporthales, Diaporthaceae. The coding region runs from base 1 to 282 and encodes 93 amino acids. The record is from RefSeq and is a predicted model, not a curated record. The transcript has 2 exons.